This is a messenger RNA of Rotaria sp. Silwood2, 931 nucleotides long. The record is from the annotation of a GenBank genome assembly. Lineage: Eukaryota; Metazoa; Rotifera; Eurotatoria; Philodinida; Philodinidae.
AAAUGAAUGACAUCAGACUACAUUUCAAAAUAAUAAAGAGAAGUAAAUACCCGUUAUCUGCCUUCUGCUAGCUCUUCAAAAUGAAUGACAUUAUACUACAUUUCAAAAUAAUAAAGAGAAGUAAAUACCCGUUAUCUGCCUUCUGCUAGCUCUUCAAAAUGAAUGACAUUAUACUACAUUUCAAAAUAAUAAAGAGAAGUAAAUAUCUGUUAUCUGCCUUCUGCUAGCUAUCGAAAAUGAAAGGUAUAAGAGCAUAUCUUCUAUGUACGUCUCAGUUGAGAACUGAAAAUUAUAGAGACCAGUAAAUACCUGAUAUCUCUUUUCUAUUUGCAAUUCUGAAUGUUCACAGGAGUAAAUAUCUGGUUUUCUGGGGAAAAUCAGAUUUCAGAGAUCAGAUACUUAGUGAAAACUGGUUACAAUUUAAAAUUUACCAUGACUUUUAUUUAUUGUUUUAUAGAGAAUGGCAAGUAAUGCCGAUGAAUUGAAAUUAUCUACAUCGAAUUCAGUUCAAAAUGUUCAAAUGGAAGAGCAAACUACAAAAAAUGUUAUUCUUACAGAGCCACCUUCUUAUGAAUCAUGUUUAAACAAUACAUAUACAUCUCCUCAAGUGCAUUAUCCAUCUCAAUUAGGUUUGAGAGACAAUGAUCAAUGUACACAAGCAUUCAUCGGAGUACGAUCAACUUUUCCAAAUCAAUCGAUAGACCAGAUAGAAACUUACAUGGUUUGGUCUAUUUUUAAUAUAUUAUGCUGCUGUUUAUGUUUUGGAUUUGUGGCUUGCUGCUAUGCAAAUAAGACUCAGCGAUUAAAAGGAAGAAAUGAUUUUCAAGGUGCACUAAAAGCUUCAAAGCAAGCUCAAAUCUGGAAUAGUAUUGGUACAAUGUUUGGUAUAUGCAACUUAAUUUUUGGCGUACUUUUUAAAAUGUUAAAAUAA